ACAAAAGAUAGAAAAAACUGACUUAAAACCAUUUUUUAGCUGCUGAGAAUACUAGUGGCCUAAAACUUUUGUUCAGUAUAAUAUGAUUAAACAGACUAUAAGGCCUGUAUGAAUAAUAGAUUGUUUUGAACCUGAACAAAUACAUAGGCCUAUAACUUCAAAAGGACAUUUCAGUGAAACACGACUGGUAAACUGAGUUUAACCAAACCGGUAAACUCUGUGAAUAGUAUUGUUUUAUUAAACUGCUUUAAGAGCACAAUCAAGACUGUUUUGACUUUUUUUCUUCUAGUGACACAAAAUGGACAUCAAAAGAAUGAUGACUGAUGUACUUGAGGAUCUUGUGGAUAAAGAGCUCAAACAAUUCAUCUGGCAGCUGUGUAAUAAUGUGACGGCAGGCAUUGAGCCGAUUCCUCGAGCAAAGCUUCAGACUUCUGAUCGUGAGGAUGUGGUGGACUGCAUGGUAAAGCAGUAUCCCGAUGACGCAGUGAAGAUCGCAGUCCAAGCGCUGCGCAACAUGAAACAAAAUGAGCUCGCAAAGCGCCUUGAAUUAAAACUUCAAGAAGCUCAGCAGCCUGUGCAGGAGGAACCAAGAAAUAAUCCAGAGUCUAUGGAGCUGGAGCCCAUCCAGUCUGACUGGCACAGACCAUACAGCAUUACUGCAUGCAGCCAACAAUUUAAGCACAGACUUCUUACACAAGAGAGAAAUGAUGUUUAUAUACCAACGAGCAGGUCUCAGAGGAAAGGUUUAGCUCUGCUGAUCACCAACAUUAAAUUUGACCACUUAAGUCACAGGGAUGGUGCAGAGCAAGAUGAGGAGAACAUGGAGUGGCUGCUGACAGCUUUGGGAUACAGCGUUGAGAAACACACAAACCUCUCUGGAGAUGCAAUAAAUAUGGCAGUCAAGAACUUCUCUAAACGUCAUGAACAUCGAGACUCGGACAGCACCUUUGUGGUCAUUAUGUCUCAUGGGGAAAGAAUCCAGAAUAAAGAUGCCAUUAUAGGUGUCCGUUAUCAGAGAAAUAACCCCAAUGAUAUCUUCUUUGUUGAGGACAUCUUCUCCCAUCUUAACUCAGAGAAGUGUCCUGCUCUGAUCGAUAAACCAAAGGUUAUUCUCAUUCAGGCCUGUAAAUAUGGAGGUCUGUAUGUUAGUGACAGUGCGCCUGAAUCAGACUCCUGGGUUCACAGGGAGAAAGACUUUGUCUGCUUUAUGUCCAGCCUCCCUGAGAUUGCGGCGUACAGGGAUCCUGCCAAUGGAAGUUAUUUCAUCAUGUACAUUGUGGAUGUGUUCAGCACAAGCGCUCAUAAAUAUGGCAUUAUGGAGUUGUUCAGGAGGGUGGCGUCACGCAUGGAGAAAGACCAACGUUUCACACACGAGAUGAUGAAACUAUUGCCGUGUAUUGAAAGGACGACCCUUGUGAGGAAAUUCUACCUGUUUCCUGGACUCUAAUGAUGUGAAAUCAGUUUAGACGCAAAACCCUACAGGUGAAUAGGGUAAAAACUACAUAAAACAUCACCAUACUUCCUCAGUUGAUUAAUCACAGUACAUUUCAGAAAACUUGAAAUAUAAGACAAAUUUCUUAAUGUUGUUUAAACAUGCAAAUAAGGCAUUAUCUAACUAAAUAUUCAUGCAUUUAAAUGAAUUUCUUAAUAAUAAAAAACAGAAAUCUAAAACAUCAAAUAAAGUCAGGUUCAAUAUUCAGAAAACAACUCAAUUUGAGAAAACAACAUCUAAAGACGUAUUGUAAUUUGAGGAUUUAUGUGUGUGUGUGUUGAUUCAUUUUCUUUCUUUUAUACUCAUUCAUUUAUAAUCAUUUAUCAUUUAAUCCUUGUAUUAUCCCAUUUAAUGAUAUAAUCAUUUAAAAUAAUUUCAUUGAUUUAUUCAUUGAUUAGUCAUUUAUAUUAUAUUUUUUAUUAUAUUAUUCUUCUUCCAUUUUUGUUUAUUCUUAUGGUGUAGUUUCAAGAGAUAUUUGUGUUCAUGAGUAAGAGAUCAGAGAAUGUCUCUAUUUCAGGUUUUUUACACACACAAUGAUGUGGAGCAGUAAUUUCCCUUUGCUAUUUUUAUAACACUUGUUGGAUUUGGGCUGGUCAGAUGGAGUCUGAGCAUUGAAACAUACACUAUUCUAUAAACUCUGCUCUCCUCAGUCAACUUAUUGGUUGAUAGAAGAUUGUUAAUAGGCUACAGUUUGGGGUAGUAUAGAAACUUUUGGAUAUAAAAUGGAUAUCUAACAAACUGAAAUAAAUCCAUAUAUUAGAAUAAAAUUGGAUGUUUUCUUUCCCUAUAGUCUGAAAGAAGACACAUUAAGUAGCCCAAAAUCUACAGCUUUACCAGUGCAUGAAAAACAAUGGUUCAAUUCAAUUCAAUUCAAUUCAAUAAAAACAUAUUCUAUACACAGUAUAAUAAGUGGAAUUAUAAUUUUAUGCAUUUUUCACUUUUGUUUACUUAAACAUUUCAUUUAACAAAAUUAUCUUAUAUACUACACUAUUGCCAUAUUACUGUAUUAACCAUAAGUUAACUGCCAAGGAGUCGCCUUCAUGCAGUAUAGUGACAAUGUGCACUAAUGUUUCCAUCAGCUGGCUCAAAGAACCUCUAUUGCGUAUCUUGUUUGUUUGAGAAGUUUGAUAAAAGUGCAAAUUAAUCAA
This is a messenger RNA of Onychostoma macrolepis, 2640 nucleotides long. Its product is annotated as caspase b-like. Gene Ontology annotation, biological process: proteolysis. The coding region runs from base 299 to 1447 and encodes 382 amino acids. The record is from RefSeq and is a predicted model, not a curated record. Gene Ontology annotation, molecular function: cysteine-type endopeptidase activity. The transcript is spliced from 7 exons. Lineage: Eukaryota; Metazoa; Chordata; Actinopteri; Cypriniformes; Cyprinidae.